This is a messenger RNA of Pelobates cultripes (western spadefoot toad), 360 nucleotides long. The record is from the annotation of a GenBank genome assembly. Lineage: Eukaryota; Metazoa; Chordata; Amphibia; Anura; Pelobatidae.
AUGGCCUUGUGGAUCCGUCUGGCAGACAACGCCAUUUUGGGCUCCCACUCCAGGCCCUCAGGGCCCUCAAGGCAGACAUCCGACCCCACAAGCAGCAGAGACCACAACGGCCGGAAAACGAGCCCUGCAAACCGGGCGUACACAACCACUCCAACAAGCCUUGGAGCAGGGACAAGAAACAGCCCCCACACACCAGCAGCUCACCUAACCCACGACUCGCGGAACAGAGUGCCACUAAUUCACUCCUCAAGGCACAAGCUGGGCAGCAUACCACUACACAGGAGGCAGCCUUAUGGACACACGUUGGAAACAAAAUUAAGCCAGAGGACAUCACUGAGUGGGACUCAUCCACAACCUUAA